UGCGCGCAUUUGCAAUGGCUGAAUUUAUAGAUAAUUUACCGGAUGAAGCAAAAUUCGUGGCAGAAAAAGGAAAAAUCAAAAGUGCCGAACAGGCCAUAUUGACACCAACCGCCCACUUGUUGUUACAGGAAAGUUCUCCACAUGAUAUUUAUGUGCUUAAGGCGUCCGCAGCUAAGGUGGUGGCCAAAGAAAGUAUCAAAGUUUCAGAUCUUCUUGAUCUUCCAUAUUGUAUGAAAUGGUCCCGGCUAAGUUUUGGUUGCGAUGCUUUGGACAAAUGUACUCGAGGUGGUAUUGUAACACGAGGCAUUACUGAAAUUUGUGGUGUUGCUGGAUCGGGUAAAACACAAUUACUGUUACAGUUAUCCCUGAUGGCACAGCUACCAAUGGAAUUCGGUGGACUGGGAGCUGGUGUUGCGUUUAUUUGCACUGAACAUACAUUUCCAUCGAAACGAUUAUAUGAACUUUCGAAAACCUUUACACACAAAUAUCCUUCGCUGAAUAUAAACUAUUUGGCGCAGGUUCAUGUCCAACAAAUACACAAUAGUGAACAAUUGCUGAAAUGUUGUAUCGAACAUUUACCGCCAUUAAUGGCUUCGGAACGUAUACGCCUUAUUAUAAUAGAUUCGGUGGCAGCUGUUUUUCGUACGUAUAGCGAUUUUAUACAACGUGCUCGCGAUAUGCGUAAAUUGGCAAAUUGUCUACUAAAUUUGGCCGAUAGAUAUAAUUGUGCUGUGAUUUGUGUUAAUCAGGUAACUAGUGUAAGUAAAAAACAACCAGAAGUACCAUGUUUGGGUCUAGCAUGGUCGCAUUUGGGUCGUACACGUUUACGCAUCUCAAAAGUACCCAAACAAAUCAAAUACGAUGACAAACUAUUAACCGUGCGCAAAUUAGAAAUUAUCUAUUCACCAGAAACACCAAUUGCCUAUGCUGAAUUUCUAAUAACAUCGCAGGGUUGUGUUAAUGUUCCCUAG
Molecule: messenger RNA, 971 nt
Organism: Musca vetustissima
Lineage: Eukaryota; Metazoa; Arthropoda; Insecta; Diptera; Muscidae
Product: DNA repair protein XRCC3
Exons: 5
Coding region: 15-971 (318 amino acids)
Biological process (GO): resolution of mitotic recombination intermediates; double-strand break repair via synthesis-dependent strand annealing; t-circle formation
Cellular component (GO): replication fork; Rad51C-XRCC3 complex
Molecular function (GO): ATP binding; ATP-dependent DNA damage sensor activity; four-way junction DNA binding
Source: RefSeq, a predicted model, not a curated record